AGAAAGUGCUUCAUUUGAACCCGGAAGUUCAGUAACUUCUCAGGAUAGAGUGAAGGAGUGAGUCUGUCAGGUCCCGGUUAGUCUCCGUCCAUGGAGGAUCGCCGGUUAUUGUGACCGAGGCUGUCUGUAUCCUGCAGUUAACAAAGGGGGAGGAGAUACCGUGUAAACGGAGUUACUGACCAUUUAUAACUGAGGCUGGAGGGAUCAUGUGAUCAGAGUGCUGGACAGAACCAUAGACUGAGCUGACCACCUCCCUCCAGGGAGCCUCCAGCUGCUAUCAUUGUAGAUGUUCACAUGGACACUUCAGCGAACUUCCACCAUUAGUGCUUCCGAAAGCAGUGAUACUGACCAUCCAUCUCUCAACAUGAAUGCUCAAGGAAACCGCUAUGAGUUUUACAUUGGGCUGGUUCUGGCUCUCUCAUCGAGCAUAUUUAUUGGAGGAAGUUUCAUCCUUAAGAAGAAGGGUCUGCUCAAACUUUGUGGCAAGGGGCAGCUUAGAGCAGGUCAAGGCGGGCAUGCAUAUCUUAGGGAAUGGCUGUGGUGGGCAGGUCUCUUGUCAAUGGGACUAGGGGAAGCGGCUAACUUUGCUGCUUACAUAUUUGCUCCAGCCACAUUGGUGACACCUCUUGGAGGACUUAGUGUUCUAGUGAGUGCUGUCCUCUCCUCUUAUUUCUUAAAUGAGAGGCUAACUUCACCAGGUAAAAUUGGCUGUGCUAUGAGUAUUUUGGGUUCCACUGUCAUGGUCCUUCAUGCUCCACAAGAGGAAGAGGUUUCCACGCUGAGUGAUAUGGAGGAUAAGCUUAAGCAGCCAGGCUUUGUGGCCUUUGCAUCCUGCAUGGUCCUGUUUUCCCUACUACUUGCAAUCUUAGCUGCACCACGGUGGGGUCACAGUAACGUGAUCGUUUUUGUUCUGAUCUGUUCAUUAGUGGGCUCACUCUCUGUGGCUUGUGUAAAGGGACUUGGAAUCGCAAUCAAGGGUCUCUUCUCAGGAGAUCCUGUAUACAAAGAACCACUUGGCUGGAUUCUGUUCCUGUGCUUAUGCAUAUGCAUCAGUGUACAGAUCCAUUAUCUGAACAGGGCUCUGGAUGUGUUCACUGCAUCACUGGUCACACCAAUCUAUUAUGUAUUAUUUACCUCCUGCGUUCUUGCAUGUUCUGCCAUCCUUUUCCAGGAGUGGAGUAACUUGAGUAUGGGCAGUGUAGUAGGCACCGUAAGCGGCUUUGUUACUAUUGUUUUGGGGGUCUUCUUGCUACAUGCAUACCGGGAUCUCCCACUGCCUCUUACACUACUUCCUGUGUUCAUGAAGGCAGAAGAAAAUGAGAGACCUCCUGGAGAGUGGGAGAACAUACCCAGCUGUUAAAUAAAGGACAUGUACUAGGCAGGGUGCAUUUUGGAACAGAUGUGCCCAUGAGCACAAAUCAAUCCUGACAUAUCACAAAAGAACAGAUUUUGCCUUAUUGUUCAUCAAAGUAUAAAUAGAUGAAGUGAAAAAUAUACUUUUGAUAUUCUUAAAAAAAAAAAGACUAAAUUGUGUAAUGUGGGCUGGCAACAUAUAAAAUAAAUUUU
Messenger RNA from Pelobates fuscus (common spadefoot toad), 1566 nucleotides. RefSeq names its product magnesium transporter NIPA2-like. Gene Ontology annotation, cellular component: membrane. NCBI's taxonomy places the organism in Eukaryota, Metazoa, Chordata, Amphibia, Anura, Pelobatidae. Gene Ontology annotation, molecular function: magnesium ion transmembrane transporter activity. The record is from RefSeq and is a predicted model, not a curated record. Gene Ontology annotation, biological process: magnesium ion transport. The transcript is spliced from 7 exons. The coding region runs from base 287 to 1360 and encodes 357 amino acids.